CUACAAUCUUUAAGCUUACACAGUAGAAUUCGAGCCAGAUAUCUACAAUCUUUAAGCUUACACAGUAGGAUUCCAGCCAGAUAUCUACAAUAUUUAAACUUACACAGUAGGAUUCCAGCCAGAUAUCUACAAUCUUUAAGCUUACACAGUAGAAUUCGAGCCAGAUAUCUACAAUCUUUAAACUUACACAGUAGGAUUCCAGCCAGAUAUCUACAAUCUUUAAACUUACACAGUAGGAUUCCAGCCAGAUAUCUACAAUCUUUAAGCUUACACAGUAGGAUUCGAGCCAGAUAUCUACAAUCUUUAAGCUUACACAGUAGGAUUCGAGCCAGAUAUCUCCAAUCUUUAACCAGAUAUCUACAAUCUUUAAACUUACACAGUAGGAUUCCAGCCAGAUAUCUACAAUCUUUAAACUUACACAGUAGGAUUCCAGCCAGAUAUCUACAAUCUUUAAGCUUACACAGUAGGAUUCCAGCCAGAUAUCUACAAUCUUUAAACUUACACAGUAGGAUUCCAGCCAGAUAUCUACAAUCUUUAAGUUUACACAGUAGGAUUCCAGCCAGAUAUCUACAAUCUUUAAACUUACACAGUAGGAUUCCAGAUAUCUACAAUCUUUAA
Lottia gigantea (owl limpet) is the source of this 618-nucleotide messenger RNA. RefSeq lists its product as hypothetical. Lineage: Eukaryota; Metazoa; Mollusca; Gastropoda; Lottiidae. The record is from RefSeq and is a predicted model, not a curated record. The annotation marks the transcript as partial. The transcript is spliced from 2 exons.